AUGGUCGCCUCGCAGGACGGCGACAAGGCAAAGCCGACCUCUGUGGAUUCAACAAACAACCUCGCCACCAAGUAUGGUUGGAAAAACACCAACGACGCAGGUUACAACAUUAACGAAGUUCCGUCUGGACUACUGCGACCUGUCAAGAUAAUAUGUCUUGGUGCUGGUGCUUCUGGGAUCAACUUGGCCAAACUCGUGCAAGACCAAAUGGAAAAUGUGGAACUGCAAAUAUACGACAAGAAUUCUGAUGUUGGAGGUACCUGGUUAGAAAAUCGCUAUCCCGGUUGUGCUUGCGAUAUACCGUCUGCCAGCUAUCAGUUCACCUGGGAGCCACAUAUCUGGUCGCAAUAUUAUGCAGAGAGUCCAGAGAUCUUCGAUUAUUUCAAAGGUAUAGUCGUUAAGUAUGGGCUAUCAAAGUAUAUCAAGCUCCGCCAUCGGGUGGACCAUGCGGAAUGGGACGACGACGAAGGUCAAUGGCAGAUCACUCUUACAGACUUGGACUCUGGAAUGCAGUUCACAGAGUCGUGCGACAUUUUCAUGAAUGCCGGUGGGCCUCUCAACUACUGGGAAUGGCCCAAAAUUACCGGUCUCAACGAUUUCAAAGGAGUACUUGUCCAUUCUGCAGCCUAUCCGGAGGGACUUGACUUGAAUGGAAAGCGAGUCGCAGUGGUAGGAAUCGGGUCCAGCGGCGUCCAAAUCAUCGCCAAAAUCCAGUCUCAAGUGGAGAAGCUGUACACCUGGAUCAGUACGCCCACGUGGAUGACUCCUUCGUUUGCCUCAAAAUACUCUGGUCCCGGAGGGGGGAAUUUUCAAUACUCUGAGCAGCAGAAGAAGAGGUUCAGGGAAGAGCCGGAUUACUAUCUCAAGUACUGCAAGAUGGUGGAGACGCAGCUGCAACAAGGGUUUCUAGCAUUCCACCAGAACACGCCCGAGGCAAAGGCGCUGGAAAAGAUGGCAAGGCAGGAAAUGAUGGAGAAACUCAAGGGCAGGGACGAACUCAUCGACAAGCUCAUUCCCAAGGAUUUCCCUGUGGGGUGCAAGAGGCCAACCCCCGGAAACGGGUUCCUCGAAGCCCUCGUGUCCCCCAACGUCACGACCUUCACAAAAGCCCUCGACACCAUCACCGAGCAAGGCUUUCUCGACCCCGACGGGCACGAACACGAGGUCGACGUCAUCAUUCUCGCCACGGGCUUCAACACCACCUGGGUGCCCCGAUUCCCCAUCGUCGCCAACGGGUACAACCUGCAGGACCAGUACCGCAAGAACCCGAUCUCGUACCUCGGGCUCUCGGCGCCGUUCAUGCCCAACUACUUCACUUUCUACGGGCCCUAUGGUCCGCUGGGCCAGGGCAGCGCGCUGUGCAUGAUUGAGAAGAUGGCCGACUAUUUCGCCCAGAUGAUCAGGAAGCUUCAGCUCGAAAACAUCAAGAGCUACACCCCGAAAAUGCACGUGGCUUUGGACUAUCAAGAGCACACGGACCUGUACCACAAUCGUACCGUGUGGUCUGGCAACUGUCGCAGCUGGUUCAAGGGUGGGAAGUUUGGUGGCAAGAUUAUGCUACACCCAGGAACGAGGACGCAAUACAUGGAGCUCAUUGCCGUGCCCCGGUAUGAAGACUAUGAGAUUCAGUAUCGCAAUCGAAAUGUAUGGUACUGGCUUGGGAAUGGGUUCUCGACACGAGAUUUGGACGGCAGAGAUCUGACGUGGUAUCUGGGCUUGGUCGACGGCAAGGACGAGCAGCAAGAUUUCGAGGUGUGA
Fonsecaea multimorphosa CBS 102226 is the source of this 1758-nucleotide messenger RNA. RefSeq lists its product as uncharacterized. Gene Ontology annotation, molecular function: NADP binding; flavin adenine dinucleotide binding; N,N-dimethylaniline monooxygenase activity. The coding region runs from base 1 to 1758 and encodes 585 amino acids. Lineage: Eukaryota; Fungi; Ascomycota; Eurotiomycetes; Chaetothyriales; Herpotrichiellaceae. The record is from RefSeq and is a predicted model, not a curated record. The transcript has 7 exons.